This is a messenger RNA of Fomitopsis serialis, 801 nucleotides long. RefSeq names its product Fcf1-domain-containing protein. The record is from RefSeq and is a predicted model, not a curated record. Gene Ontology annotation, cellular component: small-subunit processome; nucleolus. Lineage: Eukaryota; Fungi; Basidiomycota; Agaricomycetes; Polyporales; Fomitopsidaceae. The coding region runs from base 46 to 630 and encodes 194 amino acids. The transcript is spliced from 7 exons.
GUUCAUCCCAUUCACGAACCUGUUUUUCGCGCAACUUCAUACAGGAUGGGAAAAGCUCAGAAGACGAGAAAAUUCGCCGCAGUCAAGCGGAUGCUGAAUCCCAACGAUAUCAGGCUAAAAGAGAAUCAAUUGAAGCAAAAGAAGAAGGAGGAGGUCGAGAAGGAGAAGGCUGUCCGACGAAUACCGCAGGUCGCAUCUUCGCUCUUCUUGCAACACAAUGCUGCCCUUGUUCCCCCGUAUCGGGUCCUUAUCGAUACGAACUUUAUUAACUUCAGUUUGCAAAACAAGCUGGAGCUGGUUAGUGGCAUGAUGGACUGUCUGUACGCCAAGUGCAUACCCUGUGUGACGGACUGUGUGAUGGCUGAGCUCGAGAAGCUGGGGCACCGAUACCGGGUCGCCCUGAGGGUUGCCCGAGACCCGCGCUUCGAACGUUUGACAUGCUCGCACUCUGGAACAUAUGCCGACGAUUGCCUCGUACAGCGAGUGACAUCGCACCGGUGCUACAUCGUCGCAACGUGCGAUCGGGAGCUCCGUCGGCGUAUCAGACAGAUUCCUGGUGUGCCGCUCAUGUACAUCGUCCGGAGACGAUAUGCAAUAGAGCGGCUGCCUGACCAGGGCGCGCCAGCAUGAAUCAUCUGGGGCGGCUAUGGCUCUGGCGAGUCGCUGGCCCAGCUGAAAAUCUGGUCUUCGUUGUAGCCAUAUCUUUCGUUAUUCUCGUCAUGCUUGCAGACUGCUUGUAUCGUAUCAUACCACCCAUUUUGCCGCAAGGCCUGCUCGGGUCCUUGGUGAUCAACUACUCUA